AUGGGCAACCAACAGAGCACUCCAUCCGAGCAGGCAACGAGUAUACGGUCAAAGAGCUCUAAGCGGACGCGGAUAAGCGUCGAGGAGCCUCCGAACCGUGCUUCGCGCGCAGUCUCGUUUUACCAGACCCCGCCCGGCUCUUUCGAUACUCCCAGAAUGUCGACUACUUCACCCAUAAAUGAGAGUCCGGCGACAUCAGAAUCUGGCACACCUUUUCGGCCACUCUCUACCGCCUCUGAGCAGUCAUCGCAGACUACUCCGUACCCAGGGCCAAAGUCUGCAGACCCAGGCGCUCCAAUCGAGGAGCCGAAACUCGUGGUGAAGGAGAAGCACUCUUGGAAGCCAGGAGUCUACUCUCUCAUGAAUGCGAAGAGCGGAACAUCUGUCGAUCUCUCUGGUGGAGACAGGAAGAGUAUUAUUGGCUUCCCUCCGCAUAGCGGGAAAAACCAGCAGUGGGAAUUUUUGCCCUCUGGUGAAGGAUGCACUAUCAGAAGCGUCUUUUCCGGAUUAUACCUGACAGUUGAAGACACUGUUGGUGAUGGCGCUACGCUGAUCGCCAGCCCAUAUCCUGUCAGUUGGAAGGUCGAGGACGUAUCGGACGAAGACGUGGCGAGUAUACGCAUCCUAUGGCCUACCGACAAGUACGCCUUCGACUUAGCGGACUUUGGUAGCGUUACGCCGGGAACAAAGGUGCAACUGGCUUCGUCCCGCUCUGAUGAGCGCUCUCAACGCUGGAACCUCAUAGAGCGCGAAACGUCUCCGGUCGACUUAUCGUUCAAACGCUCGCCUCAUCUUGAGAGCGCAGCAUCCAACCCGCCUGUGGAGACCGUGUUCGUCACGGAGGACAAGGAUCACACCACUACGACGCGCACGACCACCACGAGCACGAUUACGACUGUGACCACUGUUACCAAGACACCGAAGAGCCAAGCUUGA
Molecule: messenger RNA, 936 nt
Organism: Phanerochaete carnosa HHB-10118-sp
Lineage: Eukaryota; Fungi; Basidiomycota; Agaricomycetes; Polyporales; Phanerochaetaceae
Exons: 4
Coding region: 1-936 (311 amino acids)
Source: RefSeq, a predicted model, not a curated record